AUGGGCGGUCGAACGAUGAAGCGGUUUAAAAAGCAGUUGUCGCACGCUCUCAGGUCACCGGCCAGCGGCGUAUGUCCGGUGGUGUCUGGUCAUCACGACGUGCACCCGGCGUGUUUUAGCGCUCCCUCGGCAGGCACACAUAAGGAAAACGAUUUGAAAAUACGUUGUUCGCAGUCGACGUUUUCGUUCAUGAACGAGUCGAUUUCGGAGCUGUCUGAGGGAAUCGAGGAUGUCCAUUUGAUGGCCGAGAACGGUGAGUGUGAAUGUGGAUGCGUUUUUGUUUUUACCUUCAGAUGUCACCAGCUUACCUGCCUUGACGUUCUCAUUGUCGUCUUUUCUUCUACUUCAGUAUGUGCAAUUAUAUUUACGGACUCGAGGUGA
Soboliphyme baturini is the source of this 381-nucleotide messenger RNA. The record is from the annotation of a GenBank genome assembly. NCBI's taxonomy places the organism in Eukaryota, Metazoa, Nematoda, Enoplea, Dioctophymatida, Soboliphymatidae.